This is a messenger RNA of Geodia barretti, 1407 nucleotides long. NCBI's taxonomy places the organism in Eukaryota, Metazoa, Porifera, Demospongiae, Tetractinellida, Geodiidae. The record is from the annotation of a GenBank genome assembly.
CAGCAAUGAACGAGCAGUCGGCGGUACCCAGAAGGGGAGAGGAGGUCGUGCUCAGCUUUGGCGACUCUCUCCUGCGUCAGUCAGACGUGGAACUGCUGCGCUGCUGCGGCUGGCUAAACGACCGACUCAUCGGCUUCUACUUCGAGUAUCUGGAGAGGAUAGGUUUCAAAGACUACGCCGCGAAAGUCUGCUUCGUCACUCCCGACGUGACGCAGUUUGUCAAGCUCCAUGAAGGUGACGAUGCGGAGCUGCGGAUUUUUCUGGAGCCGCUGGCGCUACACACCAAGGACCUGGUCCUGCUCGCCGUCAACGACAACCAAUCCAACACACACGCCGGCGGAGCGCACUGGACCCUACUGACCUAUUGGAGGCCGGGGAACCUAUUUGAAUGUUAUGACUCUGCUGGCUCAGUCGUCCCCGCACCUGCCAGACUAUGCUCAGUGAAGCUGACCCGCUUCCUAGGAGCUGCAACCUCGCCCACCUUUGAAGUGGUCGACUGUCCCAAGCAAGAGAACUCAUAUGAUUGUGGCGUGUAUGUCCUGAUGUUUGCUGAGAGAGUAUGUGGAGUGAAGCUUCAGGGAAAGACAGCCUCUCUCCUCUCCUCUAUCACUGCCGACUGUGUCACUAGACUCAGAAUCGACACUCUAGCCCUCAUUCAAUCUCUCUGUGUCACUUAGUAGUUGGCCGCGUGCGUGUGCGCGCGCGUUUUGCGCGCAUGCGCAUUUAUAUAAGAUGUUUGCGCUACUUUUUCAUCCGUGAGAGUCCGACGUCCCAAGAGCAUUUUGUCGUGAUAGCCUUAUGCGGCAUCGUAGCUGGUCUCUUGCAGAGGAUAACCUGGGAAAGAUUUUAAUCAUUCCGAAUCGCGUAAGCUAGCUGAAAAGUUCAAGUGUGCCGGCUCCACAAUUACUUCCAGCUUCCCGACAGCUUCAGCUAAUUAUAACUGCUCCUUAUUCCACCGGAUUAUAUAGCAAUGCUACUGUCUACGGUGCUGCUAAGUUGUUGGUCUAUUGUUGUACUUACUCUGGUGAGUGGUUCAGACUACAGUCGGACCAUCUACGUGGACCCAAGCAAUGGAAAUAACACUAAGAACUGUGUGGAGGAGCCCAGCUACGACCAACCCUGCAAGAGCCUCAGUUACGCCUUCCAGCGACAGUACCGCAGUAAUUCCACCUGCUACUCCCUCCAACCUGGCACCCACUACCUGGACAGCUCUGUCUCACAGUAUCCGUUCUCUGGUCUGACUGACAUAGCCAUCACCGGCAACGCUAGCAAUUCCAGCUCCGUAAAGAUCCUCUGUGUCACGGAAAACGCUGGCGUCAGUUUUUUUCGUGUGCUAAACAUAGCAUUCAGCAGUGUGACAUUGACAAACUGUUCCUCCAGGCAGAAAGGAACUAGCAAAAACAUUUC